CCGCGCGCGCCGCUGUCUGCGCAGUCGCGGCCGGGGCGGCUCGGCUGCUGCGGCGCGCUCGGCGGCUGGCGGCGCGGCCGGGGAUGCUCCAGCGGGCGCGAUGGCCCCUGCCAUGCAGCCGGCCGAGAUCCAGUUUGCUCAGCGGCUGGCGUCCAACGAGAAGGGCAUCCGGGACCGGGCGGUGAAGAAGCUGCGCCAGUACAUCAGCGUGAAGACGCAGAAGGAGACAGGAGGUUUCAGUCAAGAAGAACUUCUAAAAAUAUGGAAAGGACUCUUCUAUUGCAUGUGGGUGCAGGAUGAACCCCUUCUACAGGAGGAGCUAGCGAACACUAUUUCCCAACUCAUCCAUGUUGUUAACAACUCAGAGGCUCAACACCUGUUCAUUCAGACCUUUUGGCAAACCAUGAAUCGAGAAUGGAAGGGAAUAGACAGGCUACGCCUGGACAAAUACUAUAUGCUGAUCCGGCUGGUCCUGAGGCAGUCCUUUGAAGUUCUGAAGCGAGAUGGCUGGGAAGAAAGCCGAAUCAAGCUUUUCCUAGAUGUCUUGAUGAAGGAGAUCCUGUGCCCCGAGAGUCAGUCUCCUAAUGGAGUGAGGUUCCACUUCAUCGAUAUUUAUCUGGACGAGCUCUCCAAAGUGGGAGGGAAGGAGCUUUUAGCAGAUCAGAAUCUCAAGUUUAUUGAUCCAUUCUGUAAAAUCGCCGCCAAGACUAAGGACCAGACCCUGGUGCAGACGAUAGCUAGGGGCGUUUUUGAAGCCAUUGUAGACCAGUCUCCUUUUGUACCUGAAGAGACAGUGGAGGAACAGAAGACAAAAAUGGGUGACAGUCACCUCCCUGAGGAAGAGGCCCCUGAAAAUGAGACGAUAUGGAGAAAAGCAGCCUGUAAAAAGAAGACAGCACUGGGCAAGAAUCACUCCAGAAAAGACGGGCUUGGUGAUGAGAGAGGGAGAGAUGACUGCAGAGCCUUGGAGGACGCUGGGCCCCUUCUCCAGUUUGACUAUAAAGCUGUUGCCGAUCGACUCCUGGAAAUUACCAACAGGAAAAACAUCCCUCCUUUCAACAGGAAGCGUCUCUCCAAACUAAUCAAAAAAUUCCAAGAUCUCUCUGAAGCAGGCAGUAUAUCUCAACUUAAUUUUGCUGAGGACAUUUCUGCUGAUGAAGAUGACCAAACCCUCAGUCAAGGAAGGCAUAAGAAAAAAGGCAAUAAACUUGUAGAAAAGGCUGACUCGGAAAAGGAGAAAGGGAACACCGUCUUUGCUGCUGAGAAAGAGGGCAGCGAAGGCAGUAUUCAAAAGAGAAAAAGGAAAAAGAAGAGGAAGAACCACCCCCAGCCUGAGAACUCGGGCCCAGGCGAUGAAGUCCCGUCCCUAGAACAGAAUGGCGGCGGCUCGUCCAGCACCGGGGAGGAGAGCGGCUCGGAGCACGCCCCCUCCGUCUCCAUGCACAACAGGAGGAAGCGGCCGAGGAAGAAGAGCCUGAGGGCCCCGGGAGAGACCUCAGCAGUGUCACCUCUGGAGGACCUGGCCCAGAGCGGCCUGAGCAGUGGACAGCCUCAGGCACCUGCCACCAGAGGUUCCCCGACAGACGGAGCCCAAGUCCCGAAAAGGAAGCGGAAACUCGGCACUCCCCCAGUCAGUGGCAGUGGCCUGACCACGCUGGCCUGGCCCCCGGUGCAGAAGGAAAGCCCCCCCACAGGCCCGGCGGAGGCGGGAGGCAGCCAGGCCAGCCUGCCCCAGUGUGCGAGGCUGCAGAAGAAAAAGGCAGAGCCCAGCAACUGCGACCUCUAUGACCUGUCCAGCCAGAAAACAGCAAUCUUAAAAAAGAGGAAGAAAAUGAAAGAGAUGUCGAACUUGGUAGAACACAAUGGAGUGUUGGAACCCACAGUCAGGCCGAGCUCAGCUCUGGGAGUCAGUGGGACUGUCGGCCCCUUGAAGAAGAAGCAGCUGAGGACAGAGAAUGACUUUGUGAAGUUUGACACCCCCUUCCUACCCAAGCCCCUGUUCGUCAGAAAAGCCAAGAGCAACACUGCCACCUGCUCUCCAGGUCCUGCCGUCCAGCUAAACAAGACACCGUCCAGCUCCAAGAAAGUCACCUUUGGGUUGAACAGGAACAUGACUGCAGAAUUCAAGAAGACAGACAAGAGUCUCUUGGUCAGCCCCACGGGCCCCUCCCGAGUGGCCUUCAAUCCCGAGCAGAAGCCCCUGCACGGAGUGCUGAAGACACCCCCCAGCUCGCCUGCCAGCACUCCCCAGGUGACCAAGAAGCCGCUGGCCGCCACUCCAAAGAGGAGGCCGACUGCUGUGGAUUUCUUCUGAGGACAGUAGCAGAGUCUCUUUUUAAAGACUGCUUUUGUACAGAAUAUUCUAUAAAUUAUAACUUUAAGAACCUAGGGCCUUUUUAUCAUUUUAUAAGUCCCUAUAACUGGUGUACACGAGGUUCUGAACGUGAGCUGCUGUUUACUCGUCCCUUCCACCGGGGGCCACAGGUUCUCCGUGGAAUUUUUCGCUACAGACAUUGUGCUUAAGGUCUCCGGGAUUCCACAUUUUGGGGUAACUUCAGUAAUUCCCAUCAGUGUAGGAACUGAGAUCUUGUAUGAAGCUGAGGAGAGCACACUAAUCUACAACUUUCAAUAAAUUGAUUAGCAUAAUUAAAGUGUGGAAUUACACUUCCUAGUCAGCUGUCAGUUCAUGCAGAACUUUGUUACAACCGUGUUUGCCGUGCUGGGUUGGUUUUCUGGUUAUUUCUAGUCUAACAGUCUGUUUUCUUUUCAAGCGUGUAGGGCUUCACCCCGUGUCCUGUGGGUAUUUGGCAGUUUACCGGUAAGGAUGAUUCUGGGAACAGAAUCGGCAAUACCAUAAUUUUCUACGUGUACUCAACUGGGGGAGUGGACAGGCAGGGGAGAAGAGACUCUUGCCCUGGGGGCUUCUCUCUUCCACUCUCACCUGUUCCUUCCCUGUUCUCCUACCUCUACGGCAAGCCCAAAGUGUCUUCUGGGGGCCAGCACCCCCCUUGGCUCUUACCCGGGGCUCACCCCUGCACCGAGCCCCUCUACUACGGUCUGCAGUGUUUUUGCAUCGAGCACACUCGUUCUUCCAGGCUCCUGGGCUCCGGUUUCUCUUUAUAUGUCAGUGUCUGAGCUGAGGAGCUAAAUGAUUGACGUCCCCAAAGCAGCUUUUCCAUCCUGGGUUAGAAUCCUUUCCUUAGAGGCGUGGCCACGGUGUCUGAAACCUAAGCCUUGCUGAGAGCAGAAGCCGCAGCCUGGAAGAACCAUGCAUGUGUAUUUGUCCACAAUGACCUUUAGUCUAAAAUAUGGGAGUUUCCACUUACUGAUUUUUAUAUGGUUCUUCUAAUCUAAGUUAAUUACAGAAACUGGGAUGGAAGGCGCCCAGACUUUAGUCGGAGAAACAGAUAUGUGACUUUCUCAGAGCAGUGCUCACUCAAUAAUUGAUCUGCACCUUUUGCCUGAGAGAUGGAGAAGACGCAGACUCGGAACCAAGUGGCACUUGAAGGAAGCCACGGGGUCAGGCUCUUUCCCCGUGGCUCACACAGUUAUAGAUUCUAAACAGAAGGAAGUCGUGAAGUGGGUAGCUUUGGCUGACCAGUGCCCUUUGCUCUCCCAGCCAGCCCACUCUCUGCUCAGGGGAAUCUUGGGCCUGGAAGUAAAAGCCACCCUCAUCCCAUCACGCCCCACCCUAUGCAGAAACCUCAAAUUUUCACUAAGCCCUGGGCCAGUGCCCUUUUCUGCUACUCCCAAACGGGACCCCAAGUUGCUUCUGUGGUCCCAGCCGUGGCUUUGGACGGCAGAGAGGCCCACUGGGAUCGCAGAGCUGCACUGAUUGGACUUUGAUUUCAUUGAUUCACGGAAGCAAAGGUGGGCUCCAUCUGGAGACCCAAACUGGCUUGGCGUUGGGCGGAUUCACUUGUUGAUGAAGGCCCUGAUGAGAAGGAAGUGUUGACUUUGUUCUUUGCCUACUCUGAUAACAUUUUGUCCUGCUUAGCCAUGGGAAAAGACAUAGUUAACAUCGUGCUGUUAAAUAGUCCCUGUAACGAGAAGUCUUACGUACAGCAUAACUUCGUUAUGGUGGUUGCAUGGUUUUUAGUGUGCUGCAUUUGAUAUAAUACAUAAAAUCACGUUCAAAACCAAAACUGACAUAACAAAAGGUCUGGAUUUAAGUGAGCAAAUAUUUUUAACUUUUUUGUUUAAAAAAAAAAAAAGUUUCAUUAUCCUUAGUCAAACUAUUUUUCUAAAAAUUUUUAUUUCAGCUUUAAAGAUGAGUCAUAAGGUCAAAUGGGCCAUAUAAGCCAGCAGUGUUGAGAUGUCUUAGCAAGACACUUUAGGGCAAACAUGGCACAAUUGUUCUACAAGCUACUGCGGAAACAUUUCUUCAUAGCACUUCUGUAUCGUGUCUGUCCUGAGGUGCCACUGGACGUCUUACAAAAGCACCUCCUGUCAAAGUCAAGCCUGUGGGGUGGCGUCCGGGAGGGACAGUGUGCAUCCGUGAUUCUGUGUGUCCUCCAAAUCUGUCCUGGUGACCCCUUUUUAUGGGUAGGUCAAAUAGGUUUACAGUGGUUUAUUUUUAAUGCCUAAGUUUUGGCAACAGAAAGAAAACUUUUUAAAAAUUUUCAUUAAUAUAUAUAUACACAAGAAUAUGUCACAAAGAAAAUGUGUUGAGAAUACCAGUUUUCUAUUUGAUGCAUGUUAUUUUCCUAAAUAAAAUUGCCAAGGGGACUUGGAAGUCCAGAAAAGAAAAUAAUUUAAACAAACGCUGGUGAUCUUGAAUAAUGGUGUUUUGUAAAAUGAUGAUCUUGUCCUUCUCCGUAGUCUGGUCAAUUUUGUACGAUUAGGUAUCAGACUUUUAUUACCCUUUCUAACUUUUACUGAACUGAAAGCACAAAGCAUAAAGAAAAUCUGGAAACAAUUGUUAGUAUUGGAAAGAAAAUGAAAUUGUGAGUCUGUCUUUAAUUUUUGUUUGUGUUUCCUCUGAAUUUGCCUGACUGUCCUGGCAAGGACUUUGUUUACAAGCAAACCGUGCUAGUGUCUGCAGGGUCUGUCAGUACCCGUCAAAGCCAAGUCCAUUAAAGAUCCACGUCUUUGCUCUCA
Molecule: messenger RNA, 5100 nt
Organism: Microcebus murinus (gray mouse lemur)
Lineage: Eukaryota; Metazoa; Chordata; Mammalia; Primates; Cheirogaleidae
Gene: RRP1B
Product: ribosomal RNA processing 1B
Biological process (GO): rRNA processing
Cellular component (GO): nucleus; preribosome, small subunit precursor
Source: RefSeq, a predicted model, not a curated record